Molecule: messenger RNA, 921 nt
Organism: Dendrobium catenatum
Lineage: Eukaryota; Viridiplantae; Streptophyta; Magnoliopsida; Asparagales; Orchidaceae
Exons: 4
Coding region: 1-921 (306 amino acids)
Source: RefSeq, a predicted model, not a curated record
AUGAAUUCAUUACUUUUCUGGAAUUUCAGGGGGGCCAGAAAAAAGGAGGCUUCCUUGUAUCUCAAGGAGAUUGUUACGGAUCAUGAUGUUUGUUUUGUUGGUUUGAUGGAAACCAAACUAUCUAGUAUUGAAAGAAAGGAUGUUGAUUCCCUUAUUGGGAGGGAUUGGGAUUAUUUCCAUUUCCUGUCGUGGGUGGCAAUGGUGUAUGGUAGCAAAUGUCAUAAUGAAAAAAGGAGUUCGUGGAACUUGAUUGAGGUUUGUAUGAAGGAUUCGGGUCCUACUGUUGUGGGAGAGGACUUUAACUGCUUUGUUAGACCAAGUUAUACUUGGUGUAACAAUAUGGAGGGGUCCUCUAGGAUUUGGGAAAGACUUGAUAGGUGCUUGCACAACACCUCGGCUCUACACUUGGUACCAUAUGGGAAGGUUAAGGAUCGUACUCGUGUGGCUUCUGAUCACGGCCCGAUUAUGUACAGUUUGGAUACUGAGAAGAUUAAUAGGAGCAAGGUUAUUAGAUUUGAAGAUACUUGGAGAGAUCUUUAUAAGUUGAAAGAUGCGCUAAAAAGAGAGAUCCUGGAAUUACAAAUCAAAGAGGCUUCGGGCUCAGAUUUUUCUUGUGAUGAUUUGUUCAAUCUUAGAAGGAAGAUCUAUGAGCUUAAUGUCACUCUUAGAAGACUUGCUAUUUGGUGGAACCAAAGAGCAAAAACUAGGUGGCAAGAGGAGGGGGACUCUAAUUUAAAGUUUUUCCAUAAUUAUGCUUUAGCCAGUUGGAAUGCAACGUGGAUCAGGCAAAUUAUGGAUGCCAACAAUACUCUAGUGGAGGAGGAUGAUCAAAUUGAGCAAGUCUUUCUGCAGUUCUUUGAGAAGAAAUGGAGGUAUAAAACUUGUGACUUGACUGGGUGGCCUUGUCCUUCGGAAAAAUAG